Molecule: messenger RNA, 489 nt
Organism: Naegleria gruberi
Lineage: Eukaryota; Heterolobosea; Eutetramitea; Acrasida; Naegleriidae
Exons: 1
Coding region: 1-489 (162 amino acids)
Source: RefSeq, a predicted model, not a curated record
AUGUCCUUCUUUCAAAAGUUGGAACAUUUGAGAAAACAAAAUGGUGAUAAGAAUUUUUCAACACCAUCCGAAAUAACUAGUGGAUGCAUUAAUAAUGACGAUAGUGAUGAUAAAAUCUAUGAUGGAAAUAUUUUGGAAAUUAAAUUUGACAAGGAUUCGGAAUCAAAUAAAUCAACUUGGAAAGCAACCCUUCACUUUCUUACUGGUGAUUUAUUUCCUAUGAAAAAUUUCGUACUGAGUAAGAAGAAAGAGACAAAAUCAAGCACACAACGUGGAGAGGUUUCAUUCCUAGAACAGAUCAUUUCAUUCAUUGUUGAAAUAAUAUCAUCCUCAGAGGGACUUGGCCCGGGAAGAGUGUGUAUGCUGAUUGGUUGUAUAUUUGGAUUGGGUGGAUAUCUAUAUUAUAGGUGGAUCUAUCUAAGAAGAAGAGAAAUAAGAAAGGACUUUGUUGAUUUUGCUCUUGAACAAAAAUUCAAAUUCAUCAAGUGA